Molecule: messenger RNA, 1637 nt
Organism: Zingiber officinale
Lineage: Eukaryota; Viridiplantae; Streptophyta; Magnoliopsida; Zingiberales; Zingiberaceae
Exons: 6
Coding region: 174-1049 (291 amino acids)
Source: RefSeq, a predicted model, not a curated record
UCCGGUGCGCAUUGUAGCCCUUCCUUUCUUGACUACGCGGCCUCACAGGCUCAGACGCCAUGGCGGCCAUCGAAACGAGCGUCGCCGUCUCCAGUCCUCUACUUGUGAUCCUCUUAGAUCGAUUCCACGUAAUGGGGGAUUGCUUUCCGAAAUCGAAGCCCUAAUCCUCAGCUAUGGAUUCGUCCGCGACCUCCAAGGCGGGAGAAGGGAGAACCGGGCGGAUCUGCAGUGGUUUCUGUUUCUGUGUGAUAUCCUACUUUGUGGUUUCCUUCUUGACCUCGUUCCUUUUGGGGCUCUUAGGGUUGGCAAUCGACAGAUUCUCUGCUUCCGCGGCCGUCGCGAUACCCACCACCUGUAGAAUUCUGUCGAGCGGUGUAGAUCUAAAAGCAUCCAAGGUUUGCCAACUUGGAACCCUGAACCAUAAAGCUAACGGUGCAUUUUAUCACCUGAAGAAAGCAACUUUUCGCUGCCAUUAUGAUUACUAUUGGGCUUCAAUCUUUGAGGUACAGUUUGAAGAGUAUUUUUCUGGCCAAAUAUUUCAUGCUGUGGCAGAAGUACCAAAGGAGGCUCUUCCUCAUGACUGCAGGCCUGAUUUUGGCAUUGCGUGGUUAACAACACUGAAAUUCAAGGUAAAUGAAACAUACGGGUGCAAAUAUCUGCCCGUUAGUCAGAAAGUCGAUAUUUAUUCCGAUGGUCUUUUUGGUUGCAAGGCAAAACAAUUUUCCACAUCAAACCCUAUCAUGCCAUACAUUAACUUGUUAAUGGGACUCUUCAUCGAGGCCGAGGGACCAGGGUCCAAUACUGUGUAUGUAGCGAGAGGAUUCAUCUGUGGCUUUCUCGUUUCGAUGCUCACUGUUGCUACAGCAGAAUGCUUUCGCAUCCUUGCCGGUGCUAUGGCAAGAAGGCAAACAUGUAUCGUGUGGCUUCAGCGAGUUUGUAUCAUCGUUGCUUAUUUCAGUGCCAUGGCUUGGCUAAUUUUGCAGUAUGGCAAGAUGAUCGGAUUGAACCAGCUGUUGUUCGAUUCCAAAACUUAUGAGAGGACCUCAUGAAAGUAUCGACUGGCUGUCGACAAGAAACAAAUUCCUACACGACGCAGAGAUCUAAAAGUUUGGAAACAAAUUACCUACCCGGGAGACAUAUUCAUCAAAACAGUCGAUCGGCGAACCUGAUCAGAGAUGGAGUAACCAUGCGUGCGACUAUUGGCAGUAUAGGGGCGGAGAGUGCUCCAAGCAUGAAGCAGUUGAUGCUGAGCAAAGCAACAGCAUCGGAAGCUGGUUUGUUCCUUAUGGUCGAGAGAAACUCGCGCACACUGGCAAGGGAUAUGACGACAACGGUAAACAGGGCUAUGACAAGAGGAACGCAUGCAUCUUCAGCGACCCAUAUGAUCACAGAGACCAAAAGAGACAAGAUUGUGCUAAACAAACUUUGCAGAAGGGCGACAGUUCUUCGUUGCCUCAAAGCCUCGCCUACAAUGAAUGAGAUUCCUUAAGAAAUACUUGGAGGGAUAAUGCAACAAGGAAAUGCCAUUCAAGGUAGUGUUUGUGGCUUAUGCAUUACCUUUUUCGCCAACUACCUGUUCAUCUUUACCAUGAUCCGGAUCAGAUAGGGUAGUGACUCGUCUUACAUCUUUGCCAUAA